AUGACACCGGCCACGGCAGAAGCACGGUAUUCGUUCUACGUAAAUGCACCGGACGGCGUUCAGCGGGAUCGAAAUCAGCUGAUAAUAGCAGCCGUUGCCGCGGUAACCGGUUAUCGUGGGCCGGUCAAAUUAAAAGGCGAGCAAAACAACCACCACCCAACGCUCCCCAUCAUUGUGUUCGUGUGCGACGCCGCGGGGAUCGGCUCACGCAACGAGGUCGCGAAUCCGAUUCGGCAAAUUCACUCGCUCACGAUAAGUCGUAGUGAGAGGACGCCGGCGCUUCAUCUUAACCCUUGCCUUUGGUUCGUUCUGGAUCUUCACGCUUCGAGUUCCUCUGCACAUAUUUUGGCUAUAGUUGUGAUAAAGUGGAAGCUGAUCGCGAUGCUGUCGACAAUCGGAAGCUAUAUUUGGGGCAGCUCCGAGGUUGAAAGUCCAGUGACGGAAGCUACCUUUACGAUCAAUGGGAUAAGCUAUACCGUCAACGCAAAGAGUGUUCCGGUAGACACCUCUUUAAAUAAUUUUAUUCGGAAUUUUGCGAAACUGUCCGGUACGAAGUAUAUGUGCCUUGAAGGUGGAUGUGGGGCGUGUUUAGUGAAUUUGACUAGCGUCCAUGCGGUGUCGAAGGAGAAGAAAACAUUUGCAGUCAAUUCGUGUCUGUUUCCGGUGUACGCCUGCCACGGGCUGGAUGUGCUGACGGUCGAAGGUAUCGGCAACAAGAAGGAUGGCUACCAUCCGAUCCAACAGCGUUUGGCACAGUUCAACGGUACCCAGUGUGGCUACUGCUCACCGGGUAUGGUCAUGAACAUGUACAGCCUGCUCGAGGCCAACCAUGGUGCGGUUUCGAUGGAAGAAGUCGAGAAUGCGUUCGGUGGUAACAUCUGCCGCUGCACCGGCUACCGACCGAUCCUAGACGCCUUCAAAUCGUUGGCGGUGGAUGCGGACGAGAAAUUGCUCGAUGCCUGCCAGGACAUCGAGGAUCUACCCGUGAAGACCUGUCCGAAAUCGGGAGCCCCCUGCAGUGGAAAGUGUCCAUCGGCGGCAACGGCUGCGAAACUCCCGUUACGAUUAGUGUUCGAGGGUGAGCAUGAAUGGCACAAGGUGUCUCAGGUGAACGACAUUUUUGCAAUCUUCGACACGAUCGGCAGCAAACCGUACAUGCUGGUAGCCGGCAAUACGGCUCACGGUGUGUAUCGGCGAAGCAACGCGCUGCAAGUGUUUAUCGACGUUAACUCUGUGGAGGAGCUGCAUACCCACAAGCAGGACGCCAAUGGGCUUGCCGUUGGGGCCAAUGUUUCGCUGACCGAGUUUAUGCAAAUUCUUGUUACGGCCAGCAACUCAAACCCGAGUUUCGCGUACUGCAAGGAGCUCGAGAAGCACAUCGAUCUGAUCGCGAACGUACCGGUCCGUAACGCAGGCACGAUUGCCGGUAAUCUGAGCAUCAAGAAUCAGCAUCACGAGUUCCCGUCCGAUUUGUAUCUGUUGCUGGAGGCAGCUGGUGCUCAACUGACGAUCGUUGAAGCAGGUGGCAAAAGCUCGACCGUUACGCCGGCCGACUUUGUACGGAUGGACAUGCAGAAGAAGGUGCUGCAGACGGUCACACUUCCCGCCCUCAGUGCGGAUCAGUAUGUCUACCGAUCGUUCAAGAUUAUGCCCCGAUCACAGAAUGCGCACGCCUACGUGAAUGGUGCCUUCCUAGCCAAGAUGGCCGCGGAUAAUGUGACUGUCGAAUCGAUAAGGAUUUGCUUCGGAGGUAUCAAUCCCGAGUUCACACAUGCCACCGGAACCGAAGCGUUACUGGCCGGUAAGAACCUGUUCGAUGAACAGACGAUUCAGGCCGCCAUGACUCAACUGGGCUCGGAACUGACCCCGGACUGGGUGCUACCGGAUGUAUCCGGCGAGUACCGCAAGAACCUUGCGAUGGCACUGUUUUACAAGUUCCUGCUGAACGUAGCACCCGAGGGAACGGUACUGGUCAAACCAUCCUACCGUUCCGGUGGCUUUGCACUCGAGCGUCCCCUCUCGUCCGGUCUGCAGACGUUCGAUACGUACGAGCGCAACUGGCCACUCACGAAGAACAUUCCCAAGAUCGAAGCCCUGGCACAGACGUCCGGGGAGGCCAAGUUUAUCAACGAUCUGCCACCGCUACCGGGUGAACUGUACGCUGCCUUCGUGAUUGCUACGCGGCCACACACGCGCAUCGGUAAAAUCGAUGCCGCCGAAGCGCUGAAACACCCCGGCGUAGUUGCGUUCUACUCGGCAAAGGACAUUCCCGGGACGAACAACUUUAUGCCCGCAAACCUUGGCAAUCAGGAAGUGGAGGAGAUUUUCUGCAGCGGCGAGGUACUGUUCCAUGGUCAACCGGUCGGUGUGAUCGUGGCCGAUACGUUCGAGAAAGCAAACCAUGCGGCCACCCUGGUUAGCAUCAUCUACGAGAAGCUUAGCUCGAAACCAAUCUUCCCAACAAUCAAGUCGUUAGUUGAAAACCAAUCGAAGGCACGCAUCUUCGAUGAACCGUCAGCCACCAAACGUGGUUCCGGAUAUCGGGUUAAUGUGACAGCCGCAAAAACGAUCAAAGGGCGCUUUGAGAUGGCUGGUCAAUACCACUUUACGAUGGAGACGCAAACCUGCGUCUGCGUACCGAUCGAGGAUAACAACAUGGACAUCUACUCAUCAACGCAAUGGAUCGACCUCUGUCAGGUUGCGAUCGCCUCGAUGCUGAAGGUGCCAGAGAACAGCCUCAACCUAACCGUGCGCCGUCUGGGUGGUGGCUAUGGUUCGAAAAUUUCCCGUGCCGCCCAGAUCGCCUGUGCCUGUGCUCUAGCCGCCCAUCUGCAAAAUCGUCCCGUUCGGUUCGUGCUUACCAUCGAAUCGAACAUGGCCUCCAUCGGUAAAAGAUACGGCUGUAUCAGUGACUACGAGGUGGAUGUCGAAACCGGUGGCCGGUUCGUGAAGCUCACCAACAACUACAUGCAGGAUUACGGUGCCUCACUGAACGAGGCGGUUGGUGGGGCGACGACAGAGUUCUUUAAAAAUUGUUACAACACCAGCACGUGGAAGAUCGUUGGAAAAGCGGCCCGAACGGAUGCUCCAAGUAAUACCUGGUGCCGAGCACCGGGAACGACAGAGGGCAUAGCCAUGAUCGAAAAUAUCAUGGAACACGUGGCAUGGGAAACGGGAAUGGACCCACUCGAAGUUCGGCUUGCCAAUAUGCCCCAGGAUAGCAAAAUGCGCGAACUAUUGCCCCAGUUCCGGCAGGACGUGGAGUUCGAGCAGCGUAAGGUGGCCAUCGAACAGUUCAACCGCGAGAAUCGCUGGCGUAAACGUGGCAUCGCGAUUUCGGUUAUGCGCUACCCGUUGGACUACUUCGGUGCGAUCCAUGCCCUGGUUGCUAUCCACGCUGGUGAUGGUACGGUAUCGGUGACGCACGGUGGCAUCGAAAUGGGCCAGGGAAUUAACUCGAAGGCAGCGCAGGUGGCCGCCUACACACUCGGAUUGCCGCUGGAGAAGAUCAGCAUUAAACCGAGCACCAGCCUAACGUCUCCGAAUGCGUUUGUUACCGGUGGCAGCAUGACCAGUGAAGCGGUGUGCUAUGCUGUCAAGAAGGCGUGUGAGAUAUUGCUGGAGCGUGUCAAACCGGUACGUGAUGCACACAAGGGAGCACCAUGGGAAACCGUCACCCAGCUUUGCUACGCUGAAAAUGUGGACCUGUGCGCCAUCUAUCAGUACAAGGCCUCGGAGCUGAAACCGUACAUCAUCUGGGGGUUAAGCUGCGCAGAAACGGAAAUCGAUGUGCUGACUGGGAAUGUGCAGCUGCGGCGUGUCGAUAUCCUCGAGGAUACGGGCGAAAGUAUGAGCCCCGGUAUCGAUGUUGGCCAGAUCGAGGGUGCGUUCAUUAUGGGCGUCGGUUAUUGGCUAACGGAGGCGCUCGUUUACGAUGUGCAAAAUGGGGAGCUUCUGACGACUAGAACUUGGAACUACAAACCCCCCGGGGCUAAGGAUAUCCCGGUAGACUUCCGUAUUCGGUUUCUGCAGAAAAGCUCCAAUCCGGCCGGCGUCCUGCGCUCCAAGGCAACCGGUGAGCCGGCAUUGAACAUGUCGAUCGUGGUGCUGUUCGCCCUUCGGAAUGCGCUCCGUGCGGCACGACAGGAUGCGGGCCUGGCGGACGAUUGGAUACCGAUGGGCACGGCCUCUACACCGGAUCAGGUGUACAUGCUUGCCGGCAACACUAUCGAGCAGUACAAAUUGAAUUAAGCAUCACGAUAAUUUAAUCUUCAUUCGUUAUAUCCUGGUGCUGGUUUGACACUUAAGUUUACUAAAUGCUGGUUGGUACAAUACAGAUAACUGUACCAUUGAAAUUUAAUGGUUCGAGAUCGGAUCGAGAGAUCAUCAACAUGUAAUAAGUGAACUGAUUUAUCUGCACCGUUGAUGCAUGCGCCGUGAGCGCCUUUAUGCAGCGUCUGUUACUGAACAAGAAAUCAUCUUUGCAAAGCUUAUAUGAACACGAAUCUUGUUUGACCAUAAAAAAAAUCCCAGUAACAGAACAGACUAAAACGAUCGAUCUUAUUGCAUCACAUAUCACAGACAAGAGACAACCCAAGUGAAAUAGCCCGUGGGAGUAUUAUGUUGGUAAAGAAGUUUGAAUAAACGGACACAAAGUGCUUUAAA
Anopheles darlingi is the source of this 4665-nucleotide messenger RNA. RefSeq names its product xanthine dehydrogenase-like. The transcript is spliced from 10 exons. The record is from RefSeq and is a predicted model, not a curated record. NCBI's taxonomy places the organism in Eukaryota, Metazoa, Arthropoda, Insecta, Diptera, Culicidae. The coding region runs from base 1 to 4251 and encodes 1416 amino acids. Gene Ontology annotation, molecular function: 2 iron, 2 sulfur cluster binding; oxidoreductase activity; iron ion binding.